AGUGGAUGUGAGAAAAAGUUUGGAGGUCUCGCUGGAAUCACUUUUCUCCCACUAGUUUCACAUUUGUUCACGUUUUUUUUUCCCACUCGAGAAGACUUUUAGGUUAACGUUUGCAUCGGAAAUCGGUGUCCGACUGAGUAUUUUCCCGGCUGUGAUUUCUCCAGUUUAUUUUCCCUGUAGGAAUACGGAGAGAGAGAGGGAGAGAGAGAGGGAGGGAGGGAGAGAGAGAGAGAGAGAGAGAGAGAGGGGGGAAACGGUCUGGCUGCUUGAAGGUAUGUGGGAGGCAUGUAACGUGUUGUACGCUGUUGAGAUUGAUUUUUGUCAGCGAUCACUGCUUUAACUUGCGCUCUUUCGACUUCUUUACCCGACGAUUGAGCUUCGUUUCACAGCUGAUUAACUUCCGAGAUGUAACAGUUUGAAACAGACAAGGACACACACGUUCAAAUGGGGUGGGGGGUGGGGGGUGUUAAAGUGUAAACAAAUCCGAUCAUAUCUGCAGCACUCAGCCGCUUCUAGUAUUAACGAGUCUGACGUUUAUUUUCUGUUUGUUUGUGUGUUGUAACUUUUCGACAGAUUUGUUUCGACACCAAACUUUGGCGACAUGGACGCGCACCGCGGCGCGCCUCCGGUCGGGCAGCAGAUCGUGCACGUCCGCGGGGACUCGCAGACGGAGCUGGAGGCCCUCUUCAGCGCCGUGAUGAACCCCAGCAAGUCGGCCAGACAGCCGUCCUCUCUGCCCAUGAGGAUGAGGAAACUGCCGGACUCCUUCUUCAGGCAGCCGGAUUCUCGAGGCCACUCCAGACAAGCCAGUUCGGAUGGAGGUGUGUGUGGCUCCCUCACUCCUCAUCACGUCCGCGCCCAUUCCUCCCCUGCCUCCCUUCCAGUCAACUCACUCUCCACUCAAGCAGCUGAUGUAGCGGCAGCACCAAUCAUACCUGAUGACGUGCCACUCCCCCACGGUUGGGAAAUGGCCAAAACACCUACUGGCCAACGAUACUUCCUCAAUCACCUGGAUAAGACGACUACUUGGCACGACCCUCGACUUUCACAGCUUCAGUCAGCUGCAGCUCAGCAUCCCAUCUCUGGCACUCCGGUCCACGCCCACUCCCUCAGCAACCCAGCACCCACCACGCAACCACAGAACAUCAACCCAGAGACAGCCCAGAAGAUGAACACGGGCAUCCUUGGCUUGGCACUACAGCAAAGGCAGGAAAAGGAAAGGCUCAGAUGCAAACAAGGCCUCCCUCCACAAAUCACACAGGAGGCAGGAGGAAGGAACCAGAUGCCUGGUGGGAUGGACCAUGACAGGAACGCACAGACGCUCGUCCCUUCUCUGGAUGUCAGGAUCAGAGCCUCCAACCACGAACCCACACUCAAUGGAGCUCACUCUCGCAACGAGAGCACUGACAGCGGUCUGAGUGUCAGCAGCUUACCCCGCUCAUCGGACCACAUGUUGAGCUCUGUGGAUCACAUGGACACUGGUGACUCCGGCGAGACGUCCUCGAUGACCGUACAGGAGUCGAUGUCUGUGCUCCCGAUGUCUGAGGGGGAGGAGCUAAUGCCUUGCAUCCCCGAGGGUCUCAGUUCAGACCUUCUGAUGGACAUGGAGACCGUUCUCUCCGGGUCACACAUGGACAGAGACAGCCUGCUCACCUGGCUAUAGACACACCCAGCCACAGCCCCAAAUACGGGUUGACAUCAAAUUUUCAUGACAUGACUGAGAAUUCUGGAGAAUCAUUGGCUUCAAUAGUGGUACAGAACAACGUUACUGAGAGAAUAAUAUGCUACUGCUGAAUGAUGGAUCCCUAACACUACUCGCACCCUGAGGAAUGAAAAAACCUGACCCUCGCAGAAGGUGGUAAGCUGCUGGCGUUCUCCUCUUUUUGUGCUCAGUUUUACAAAGCUGCAUGACAGAGCAUCCGUAUUUUCACAACACUCCUUUCUAUCCCGACUUGGGUAAUGGUGUUUGCCGCAAACUUUAAAACACACAGUGUCAGGUCAAUGAAGUCUGGAUGUAGCAGUUAAGGAAAUGUAAAAAGAAAAAGAGACAUGUUCAAAUAACAUAGAAGUCGUUUAAAAUAUAUCAUACCCACAUUGGCCUCUGUUACCUCAUAUAGCUUGUGGCAUAAAAGAGCAACAUCUAGUGCUACUACCUCCUAAGUAGCCUGUAAUUUGUGAUUUUAAUGCUUGUUAAAACAUAACGUCUUAAGAAGCGUCAUGACUAAGAGCAAAUCAUGAAUUAUAGAAAUUAUCUGGAUUAACGCUACAUUGGUUGCAUACAACCAAAAAUCUCUGCUCAAAAUAUUCAAAGCUAACAUUACCAGAGCUGCAUACCACUGCCACCCAGACACAUCAGGGGUAGAGGAUGCACCCUUGUGGAGAGCCAGUAGAUUAAGAACACUCUAAAGAGUUGUCAGUUGAAAUGCUCAGAAGCCAAAAACAGUAUUAAAGCCCUCAUCAGAGUCUGUGUGGAAUAUCUUUGAAGUUUUUUGUACUUAAGUUAAGGAGGUUAAGCUUUAUCUUUGGUCACUUUUAGCCUUCUUGCCUAACAAAUGAUAGCCUGUCAAAACCCUUAAGUUUCAGAAAAAUACCUUUUGGGUACUAAAACUGAAAUAAAAUGUGUAUUUAUGGACCUCUUUUUAGAGAAAGGAAUAUAAAGAAGAUGUCUACAGUGAAUGAACACAUUUUCAGUCUGAUGCAAUCCAACACAAUACAGGGUUUUCCCAGGAAGACUAAUCACGACACAUCCGGUCUUCUGAUUUAUUUAGUUAAUGGACAACUAUAGCCCCACUUUUUCCAUUGAGUUAUAUUGAAUGUGUUAAUUAUAUUACAUUAGCCCAACUCCAUGCUAAUACCCUGCAACAGCCUUGCUAUAAAAUGGCUUUUUUGAAGUUACUAAUACCCAGGUUUUGUUAAUACUGUCUUAGUUGUUUUUUUAGUUUUAUUGGAUUGCAUUUUAUUAAGUGUUAGUCAUUUUUUCCCCUCCAGCUUUGAAUAUAAGCUUCACAAAGGUAGUAUUUAUUGGAGAUUUGUUUUAUUGAAUUGCAUGAUAUUGUACAGUUGUGAUAUUAUUAUGUUCGCCCCUUUUAAGAAAUGAUGCCACAGAGUUGCCAUCCUUUCUCUCUUCUUGGUGUGCAGCAGAGAUUUUAGCUUGACUUCUAAACUGGCCCUGGACCUUAAAUGAAAAGUAUUCAAUUUAUCCAUUUUCUCCACUUUUCCCACUAUUGGCUGAAUACAUUCCUAAUAAUUUCCUUUUCAUCAAAUCUUAAACAUGUAUUUAUUCAGUGGCAUCAUAGAUUUGUUAUUCCCACAGAAACACAUUCUCCUCACAUAGCUCCUUAACUAUAAAUCUUACCAUAUAUAUUUCCGAAAUCAAUUAGCAGGCUCUUGAAACUUAUGUAAGUUCUAUAUCUGUCACUGUCUUUUUUUACAUACGUUGCAUCUAUGAUCACAGUAUCACCAUCUCUUUCUUAAAAAACACAAUUUAUCAUCACCCUGAGUUGAGAGAGAAAUAUAAAUAUAGUACUGCAUUACCCUAUUCAGAAUAUUUUACAGCAAAUACAAUAUUUAAUUUUCACCCAUUAGCAGGCUCUUGAAACUUACGGUUAAAUGGAAUAUCAGAAAAACACAGUAGACUCAAAACCCUUCAUCUCUUCAUAAUUAUGUUUAACCCUAACUUAAAGGUCAUCUGGUACUGAAUUUCACAACAGAAGAAAGUUUCAAGAACCUGUAAAGAGAUGUUCUCUAUUAUAUGUACACAAUUAGAUGCCUGGAACAAUAGAAGAAACGCAUUCAAGUUUCUAAAGCAGAUCAACAUAGUUUACUCAAUACAGUGAUGUGCAGGAUUUGUUGUAAUGCACAAAAACAUGCAAAAUCCAUGUUAGAAUACUUUUUACAUAAUCCUGUCAGGGCCAUGAAGAUAUUAUUUUAUUGUCUGUGUGUGCAUGUUUUCCACUCUUAAAGAGCUGUUUUGUAAGUGAGAACGGGGAAAAUA
Cyclopterus lumpus (lumpfish) is the source of this 3994-nucleotide messenger RNA. Its product is annotated as transcriptional coactivator YAP1-like. The coding region runs from base 602 to 1663 and encodes 353 amino acids. Gene Ontology annotation, molecular function: transcription corepressor activity; protein binding; transcription coactivator activity. The record is from RefSeq and is a predicted model, not a curated record. NCBI's taxonomy places the organism in Eukaryota, Metazoa, Chordata, Actinopteri, Perciformes, Cyclopteridae. Gene Ontology annotation, cellular component: cytoplasm; nucleus. Gene Ontology annotation, biological process: positive regulation of transcription by RNA polymerase II; hippo signaling. The transcript has 7 exons.